Messenger RNA from Pomacea canaliculata, 9441 nucleotides. RefSeq names its product regulator of G-protein signaling 7-like. The record is from RefSeq and is a predicted model, not a curated record. The transcript is spliced from 17 exons. Bases 1314 to 2651 code for a protein of 445 amino acids. Gene Ontology annotation, biological process: intracellular signal transduction; regulation of G protein-coupled receptor signaling pathway; G protein-coupled receptor signaling pathway. Lineage: Eukaryota; Metazoa; Mollusca; Gastropoda; Architaenioglossa; Ampullariidae.
AUCAGCUGGUGAAUUAUCGAUUUGGCGCAAAUCGUAUUCAACAUGGAGGUCACUGCGAACGAUUUGUCAUAUGUCAAAUUAACAUUCCUAGUGUUUCUUGGACUUUUGUAACGAUGUGAUCAUAUUCCUCAUGGGAUUGAUUGACACGAAAUUCAAGAUGUGCAUACAUGGUAGGAAAAAGAUAUGAUGAUGGUCGGGCUGAACGCGUCCGCAAGAAGUUCGGUUGCCACUCUGUAGACCCCCAUGUGGUCUGCAAAGCAUUCUGGAUUAGAAACGGUUGUUCGGUUCUUUGGGAAGCAGCAUUCCGCAUACCAAGGACCCAUCGUGAUUGUUGUGAAUGGCGCUUUGCUUUGUUACUGAUUUGUGGGAAGCCGUCUUUGAAACCACCGGCCGUCUGCUUCGUGUUUUGUUGAGCUGCGAAAGAAGAUUUCGAAGAGCUACCGAGAGAAGCAGACGGCUCCUUGCUCAUCCGCCAGUUUUAGAGGCAAGGUAGGCUGAUGCAAAGCUUUUGACAGCAUCUUUCAACACUUCAGGCUCGGGGAGUGUGUCGGUCUGUGCUGUGUGGUGUAUAGCUAGACGUGCGCUGUUUCCAGGUUGGGGGAUAAUGCUUAUCUAGGCUCGCGUUCUGAAGGAAUGUUCAAAGAACGUGCAAGCAAGCCGUCGUGCCAGACAAUUUUAUCGCCCAGUGCCCCCUGCAACAUUGGCUUUCGCGUGAGCUACGCGAGAGAUUCCUCAUGCCGAUUCCUAAUGAGGCAGCAUCAAAUAUGAAUGUGUGUAAUUUGCAAGACAAAAUCUUUGGACAUUAAAUACCUUUAUGGAUGGUACACGAAAUAUUUGAGUGACGUUUGGUGGCGGCUGUGGCACCAGCUCCCGACAUUGGCGAGCGGAAUGGCAGGGAAUUGCAUCCAGGCGGCCAGCCGGACAGUCAUGGUUGCUGGCAAUCGGGGCUAGUGUUGAUCGAUUGCAAAGGAGCAACUUUCCUUCGCACAUGUUCUGGCAUCAGACGUGGGUUUUGUAGCUUUCUGGAGGCACGCGGUGGCAGACGUUCCAGGUGUAAGGUUAACGUUUUCAUCGGAUCAUAGCAGUCAGGUGAGAGCAUGGCCCACAGGCACAGCAAGAGAUCCGAGUCGCUGCCCAGCACGCUGCCCACCAAUGGCCAAUACAACCACGAGGAUAAUCCCAAUCACUUGGUCUACAAAAAGUUUGUUGUUUAGAGGCCGUGCUUUGGUGUGGAGAUCUGGAUUUGCUGGAGGUAGUUAUGGUCAAGAGGCUGUGCAGAAACUGUUGGAUGUGAACAGGUGCAGAUCUUAGAGAUGGAAGCCAUUAUUGAGCGAAUGCAAGACGAAUGCACAGGAGUACCGGUGCGGACAGUAAAGAGUUUCAUGUCCAAAGUACCCAGCGUCUUCACAGGCGCAGAUCUCAUAAGUUGGAUGAUGAGGAACUUGGAUGUGGAAGAUACUGUGGAGGCUCUUCACCUGGCUCACCUGAUGGCAUCUCACGGCUAUUUUUUCCCCAUCGAUGAUCAUAUGCUCACAGUUAAAAACGACAACACGUACUAUCGCUUCCAGACACCAUGCUUUUGGCCAUCAAGAUGUGGGGAGCCUGAAAACACAGAUUAUGCUGUAUAUUUAUGCAAGAGAACAAUGCAAAACAAGCAGCGACUGGAACUAGCUGACUAUGAGGCAGAAAACCUGGCAAGACUGCAGAAAAUGUUUUCUCGCAAGUGGGAGUUCAUAUUCAUGCAAGCUGAAGCACAGGCAAAGGUUGACAAGAAGCGGGACAAACUUGAGCGCAAGGUGCUAGACAGUCAGGAGCGGGCCUUCUGGGAUGUGCACAGACCUGUGCCUGGGUGUGUAAAUACAACAGAGGUGGACAUCAAAAAAGCUUGCAGGAUGAACAGGCACUCCAAAAUGAGCAGGCCAAACUAUGCUGUUCCAGGAGGGAGAAUAAGUCCAAGUGUCUCCGAAGCUGAUUUGCACAACCCCACAGAUUCUAUAAGACAUGAUAUUGAUGUACUAAAACGAAAAAUUGAAAAGAGACGGGUAAAAAUAUCCAAAGUCACAGAAAGUUACAUAGCCUACUUCCAGCAAUAUGCAGAAUUUGAUGCCUUUAUUACAAGUCCUGACCCUUCCAACCCAUGGAUUUCUGACAGUACUGAGUCCUGGGACCAAGACCGCACAUUGAAUGCCCGAGAGAUCCCUCAAAGGCGUGUGAAACGGUGGGCGUUCUCCAUAGAAGAGCUUUUGCUUGAUCCUGCUGGUCGUGACCAGUUUACCAAAUUUUUGGACAAAGAAUUUAGCGGAGAAAACCUCAAAUUCUGGUUGGCUUGUCAAGAACUCAAAGGUUUGCCUAUGCGAGAAGUGAACAAAAAAGUCCAUGAAAUUUUCUCAGAAUUUCUGGCUCCAGGAGCACACAACCCUGUCAAUGUUGACUGCCAGAUAAUGGAGCUGGUGCGACGAAGAAUGGAGAACACCCCAACGCGAUUCUGCUUUGAGGAGGCACAGGAUCAUAUAUUCAAGUUGAUGAAGAGUGACAGCUACAGCCGCUAUCUCCGCUCGGACCAGUACAAGGAAUUUUUGAGUGGCACACGCAAAAAACUGACAAGAUCCAUUAUUCCCAAGCUACCCAGCUUAAGCAUCGGCGGGACGUGAUAGGCUGGCCCCAGUCUCAGGGCUUAGAGAAAGAAAGGCUGCAUCUGCGGCACUGGCUGCGACUGCUCCCAGACUUUUCCUGGCACUGACUUGCUAGUUUGCACUGCACCACCCGCCACUUACCACACUGCACUGCUGUACCACCACCUGAAUACUUUUAUUAACAAUCUUGAAUGCUGUUUUGGUUGCUGUCCAUCGUUCUGUACUUGCUUGAGUGGCAUGCUGAUAAAGAUGAGAUCUAUUUACCACACUAUCACUACCACUUCCACCACCACCACUACCACUGUACUCAUUACCUUACCUAGCCUUCCUAUCUGCUUUAGACACUUUUGUGAUAGUGCAGUUCCACUCAUGCAUGGAUGUUCUGGGUGGCUGAAGUGAAUUGUAUCGAUGAAGCAGCUGAUGAAGGGUGAAGCUUGAGAACUGUGUAUGGGUGGGGGGGAAAGUGAGGGCCUUCCAGAAGGCUUCCAGAGACUUCCACCCUUGAUCCUCUACACGCAGAGCUUGUGUUGCAGCAUGUGUUCACACAUCAAGUGUUUCUUUCUUCUGUGGCGGUGUACGUCGUAUGUGCUUGUGUCACUCUUCAUUCUUCCAUAAUGCACGCCACCUAUACGCAGGAAGUGUGGUUAGCUCGUAUGACAAGUAGCCUUACUAACACCUGUCUUUGUUUUGCUUUUAUUGCCAUUUUCAGAGCAGGAAACGGCUGGAAAUAAGAAAGGUGUAGAGCCAGUGCUCACAAUGUGGUGGGAGUUUUUCUUCUCUGCACAAAAGCAGCAGCUACUGCAACCAGUUGUCUUCUCAUAGAUGAUAAUGUGGGCCAGAGUGAAGGUACAUGCGAAUUCCCAGCAUUCUAGGGGAUGGGCUGAUGGUGGUUGCAACUCAGUAGCACAGUGAAUGUCUGAGAAGACUGUGGACCGGAUACAACAGGCAGCAUGGAGAUGUAACUUCUGGUGCUGGGAGGAUCGUAUUUUCUUUUCCUCCAUCUGACUUUUUGUUACGGCUAUUCAAACCAGCAUCACCACACUUGCUCGCAUGAAUUGUCAGCAAGGAAGAAAAGUGCUGCAGCACCUGCUUCAGAGGCACACAAAGCUGUGCGCAUGCAAGAGUUUGUGUGUAUGUGUGUGUGUGGUGAAGCUGAUUGUAAAAUGAAGAAAAGAUGAGUGGUGUUUCUCUGGCCUUGGAGUCACAUGUAACUGCCUGAAACAAUUCCUGCCACCUCGAAAUGGCAUGCAAGGAAGGAGAUGCAAGCUGUGUUGUGAAAUUAUUGUUACCUAAAACAACUUACCAUGUCCUUCAUUUCUUUUACGAAAUGUCAGAAACACACAAGGAGCACUGGAUCCUGGAUGCGUGGCUUCAGGAUCAGCUUGUGCUGGCCACAAAUCAUUGAUGUGCCCAUGACACCUGUUGGCCGGGAGUUCUUUCGUCUACUAAUUCAGAAGCUGGAAUUCCUUUAUAAGGUCAGAUUAAACAGACAUGCUUGCAGGAUGGAAACUGAAUGAUACAGUCAGUUCCCAGCAAGCCACAGUUUAAUCAUCUCACUGGAGUUUGAUGUGAUCAACAGCUGUGUGCAGCUGGCAUUUCAUAAUGUCUUACAGCUGUGGUAUAUUCUGGGGAAUCUUACCAAGAGUUCUUAAGACAGACAGCAUGACACAGUUUAAAACAGUCCAAGAAAUGAACAAAUGGGAACUGCCAGCAGAUUCCCCCACCCCCCUUUUUUUUUUUUUGUGCGGAAGUGUGACUGGUCUUAACAAAGAGAACAGUGCAAUGAUUUACAAACAAGACAUAUUGUCUCUUUGCAAUCAGACUUUCUCCCAUGUCCCCCAAAACUCCCCCAGUUUAAUGACACGGGUCCUAUGUGUUUUUUCUUGUUCUUACUGUUGUGAUUGUCACUUUUUUACCCUAACCUCCUCUUUUACCCCGUGCUGUGUCCUGUUGCGUGUAACAAAACUUUCAUUCAUCAUUUCUUUAUUCUUUUGACAUCAUUGACUUUGGACAUUUUGUGAACACUUGCUGCCAAGCAGUGAAAUAACCCACAAUGACUGCUGAGUCUGCAGGCCUGCGUCAAGAGGGGACCAGGGGCUGAUACCAAGGGUGGCAGAAGCAAGAGUUUUUGUUAGAGCGUACAGUGUUCCAUGUUAUGCCCUUUAGGUCCAUGCAUUUGCAUUUCACGUAUGUCGUGCUACCUUUUGAUGCUACCUUCUUUCCUUCUUUUCAACCCACCCUCUCGCUGCAAGUGUCACCUCAUUAUGAUAGUGACUGCCCUUGACUUCCUUUACAUGUGAAAUCUUGAUUUGUAAAUGUAAAUUAAUAGGGUGAAUGAUGGAUGUUCUUGUUUAUGAGAUGCUGUGUAUGGCAUGUAGACAGGGGUUUCCUAAUGUGUGCUUGGGCCAUGAUAAUACUGUCUUGAAGUGAACACUGCUCACACUUGCAGCACUUAUUGAUAAGGCGACGCUUUGUCAAGCAUGCCAAAACUUUGAAAUAGUAAGUUGCUCAUCAGAGUGCAGGUCAAUUGACACGAAACAUUUUGCUGUAUAUCAAUUAUUCCUUAUAGUAUGUGUAUCAGCCACUGUAUACAGAUUACUGCUCACCAGAAUCAGAAGCAGGAGGGAAAUGAUCCCUUGUGUUUUUUACGAUAUAGUGACACUUAAAUUCAUUUCCCUAAUGCACUUAUUGUAUUUUGAUUUGCAAAUUUAAUGUCUCCAGUGAUAUUUAAGCUCCCAGAUAUGACUGUUAUCCCAUAAUGAUUUUUAAGCUGCCAGAUUAUUGGCAUAAUCGAACAGGGCUGUUGUAAAAUCAGAAAACACUGCAAACCUUUUUUUUUUCAAGACCUUUAGUUUUUCUGACAAAAAUAACAGCUACAUGCUGAUGAAAUUUGACAUGGUUGGUAGAGUAAAUCUGCUUACUGCACAGUAGCUAUUUGUGAUUCUGAAGGGUAGAUUAAUUGUUUUCAUUUGUCUUACUGCCACAGACAAUAUUUAAAAAUAAGAAAGGUUUAUGUGAGUAUUGAUUUAUCAUACAGUCUUGGGUGUACAUGCCUAGGUUUAUGACAGCCCUUCAGCAAGUCUCAUUUUGGAAACUGCCAAGUUCAGGGGAAGGAAUCAAGUCUCAGUGUCUACCAGAUUUUCUUGCAUUUUAAAAAUGCCCAUUCGAUUGGCCUGAGAGUUACUUGCGUGUAUUUUGGAACUCACUUAUUCAGUCAUCUUGCAAAUAGUGAAGCUAUUGUAUGAGUGUAUGGAUAAAGGAAAGCUGGUGAGCUGCACUGAGGUCACAGUCCAGUGACAUCUAAACUGCACAAACAAAUACCACAUCAGUGGUCCAUCACAACAAAGCAGUCUGAAACAUAUUAAACAAGUGUAAGAAUUUAUCCUAAAUUGUAUAUAUUUUCUUCUCUCUCUGUUUUUGUAGGCAACCCCUGUUUCCAGAUAUGGCCCAGAUUUAUUAAAAUACAAAGCUUAGUUUGUAGCUAAAAAUUUUAUCAUCAUAAAGGUGUCAUCUCUACUACCAUCCACAAAAAAGUGUGUUUAAUGGCUAGCUUCAGGGAGACUGGAUGUAAAAGUGAGAUGUGGGUAAAUGUUAAUGACUAUCUGUUCUGACCAAAGAAAAGCAUCAGUUCAGUAUUCUGUACAACAUGCAGCCUGUUGUUGAACCAUGCCAGAUGCACAGCUGUACUUUUAUGUAAUCCUAGGCUAGGCUAGUCAAGGUUGAUGUAGUUGACCGCUGCAAACAGUUGUCACAACCAGAGAGAAAUUUAUGUGCCAUCAGUGGGAUCUGAACCUAUAUCCUAUGUUCCUGCCAGGUGACAGGCAGUUUAGAGCUGGAACAAUCCUUGUGCUGUUUAUUUUAUCACAGUCAGAAUUUCUGUUAAAACGCACAUGAACUGACAAUUGGAUUCUCACUAACCCCUCACCCCAUUCAAGCACUGACAUGGAGAUAUUUCCUGACGAGUGAGCCAUUUUUACAAUCAGAUGCACUACAAUGUGUUAUCUCAUUUCUUUUAAGGCAGUUAAUGUUUUUAGCGUGGCUACCAGCUUCAUAACAUCAUGACAAUGUUUUUCAUGGGGCAGCAUACACUUAGCCAGACUUACAUCAACAGUACAGAUCUGAUGCUAUGGAGCCUUCCACCUUUGUGUUGUUAUGAACAGCUUUGAAAGAACUGUCAUGUAUCAUUAUACCCUGGGUGGUGCAGAGAAACCUUGAUGCUGUGAAUAAAGCAGAAUGACUGCUGGAUCAGUCAGGACAGCAGCUCCUGAAAGCCAGUGUUGUUAAAAGGGGAAUCCAUUUUGUUAAAGGUGCAGGUCAAUGGACUGGUCAUGUCUUGUGUAGAGAAUAAACAGAAAGCCUGCCCAAGUUUGGUCAGCACUACACUUGUAAAACUAGUUUAAACAAGCAUAUGCUUGCAGAGAAACUGCUAGCAUUUUUAAAAUUGUGUCAUUAAAAUUUAAACAAAAUAUAUGAUAAUGUGUCCAGAUGUGUGUUUUCAGAGUGCCCCCCUCCUCUCCCAGAAAUGGAUGCCUUGACUAGUCAUCAUAUUGACUGUAUGUGGCAAUGUAUAGUGUGGAAUAUUAGCUGCAUGUUGAAAGGCAUUUGUCAAUUUGUUAGAUUUUCCCCACCCCUAAAGGGUUUGAAUGAUUUUAUUGAUUGGUGUUGAACCCAGUUAGACCAGCAGUAAUCAGGUUAUUCAGAUGGGAUGGGGAGUUUUGUGUGGUGUAACAGGUCUUGGGCAACUUGCUGGGGGUGUUUCAUUUCAGGAUCUCAUUUAGAAAGUUGAGGUGAUCACCAGCCAAAAUAGCACUUAAUGCAAGAAAGUGUCACACAUGCAACACCUGUCAGCAAGGUCAAAUGGAGACAAGAAAUCAGCGCACAUUUUAUGUGUAAAUGUCAAUCAUCUCUGUCAUAUUGUUACAAGUUUUGUUGUCUGCUUCAGUUGAUCUCUGUGAUCUAGAGGUGCUGUUGUAUUUGCUAGUGAAGUACUGAUUGCUGACAUAGAUACUGUUAACUAAUUGUUAAGAUGGCCUUUUUCACUAUUUCGGAGUAACGUCUUUGCUCUAUUACAAUGGUUCAGUGUAAAUUUUGAACAGUAUUUGCAAUCAGAUGCAAGUAGGAGGCUGCUGUGUGCACAGAUCAUCCAUUACUAAGUUAACAUUUCACUUUCAGGCAUAGUUUGGAAGAAAAGGACUGUGUUUUGGUGUGUGUGUGCAUUUGUACAAAACUCAACAUAUUUGUGCAUCACUGCUGUGCAAGAUGAUGGCAAGCAUGUCACAACUUUCUUGGUCUGUGACCCCAAUGGCCUGGACAAGUGCCAUUGCAGAUCAGUUCCUCUGCUCACCAUUUCAUCAACACUUUGUUAGCUUUUUUGGCAUUGUUGAGGGGCGGGGACACAAACCAAGUUGCAAGAUGGAUAAUCAUGAGUUGCACCAGACUGCUGGCCAUCCAUAGGUACUGGUGACUUUGUACUGUUCUGGAAUCAUAAGAUGGUUUCCGACAUGGUUUUCAUCAUGCUGCCAGUGUCAGGCUUUUAGAAUUCCUCUUUUUUUUUUUUUAUUUAUUAUUUAACAUCCUUUGAGAAAGUAUAUAAGUAACAUUUGAGCAGAACCAAAGUUGGUGAUUUUGCUGAUUAAUUUGUCUAUAUUCAAUGUCGUUGCUGAAGGUUAGGCUUAGUUUGUGUGCCAGUUGUUGCACGUGAAAUUUGCUGGGAUUGUUUUGGGAUACUGCACAGUAGAUACAACCUUUUGGGCAUCUCACAGUAACACAUUUUGUAUAUAUACAUGCUGUGUGUCAGCAUGUCAGUUGGAAAUGCGUACAAACAGCACUGUUGAGGUUUGUUGGCUGUAAAUAUAACAGUGAUGCAGUUAUGCUUUUAAAACUAUAUUUUCUUGUUAUUUCCAAAACAUUGGCAUCAUGCUUUUGGCAGAUAUCUGCAGGUUUCUUAAAGCAAGAAGAAACCAUUUAAAAAAAAGUUUACUUCUGCUUUACUUUAUCCAUAAAUCUUUUGCAGCACAUUUUGUCUUGGUCAUUAUUUGCAAGAAUUGUUCUUUUGUGUGUGUCACACUGCAGUAGCAACCACACUUUGUUCUGCAGAAGACAGUGAGAAAAAACAAAAUGGUUAUUUGUAGAUUUUUGGAUGCUGCUACAUGCUGAACAUAGUGUCAACAUCUCUUGUGCUAACAUCUGGGUUUUUUUUAAAAUCCUGGAGACGUGUUAGCCUAGUCCAAAUUUUGUUUAAAUUGCAGAGACUUUUGGCAGCCCUAUUAAACAAUUCUUAAUGAGUAAAUAGGUUUUGUUUCCGAGUUUGUGUUGCUUUUCCAGUUAUGGUAGUGCCUCUCUGUCCGACUGCAUGGUGUGGGUUUUUGCCUGGAGACCAGGUUUUUCUCCCACUUUUUUUUUUUUAACUAAUGCCUUCUGUACUAGUUCAGCUUUCCUGCUACUAACCUUGCAUUUGUGGGCAAACAUGGGAUGGCCAGGGUUUGCAAGAAAAUUUGGGAGUUACUCUUUCUUGUAGAUUGCAAGUGAAAAUAAUUUGAACGAUGUUUCCGGUGCCCAAGACUCCAACCAUAUAUAUAUAAUGCAGCAAGUUAUGUGAAAUUACUUAGGUUCUAUCUACAGCGGGUCUGCAUUUUCUCAUUGAAGCAUUGCAUCAGAUCACUAGUGUGUAUGACUUGCAUGAUCAAGGUGUUUGCUACACUCUUUGGCAGGCAUGUGUACUUAACAACCCACAGCAUGCUCUGUUAUCUCUAUUCCAGCAUGCAUGAGGGCCAAAGAAAAUGUGGAAUAAACACAGUUUUAGCAAGUA